Crotalus tigris (Tiger rattlesnake) is the source of this 2547-nucleotide messenger RNA. RefSeq names its product kelch-like protein 6. The transcript is spliced from 4 exons. Bases 490 to 2322 code for a protein of 610 amino acids. The record is from RefSeq and is a predicted model, not a curated record. NCBI's taxonomy places the organism in Eukaryota, Metazoa, Chordata, Lepidosauria, Squamata, Viperidae. Gene Ontology annotation, molecular function: protein binding.
CUACAACUUUAACCUAAAAGGCCAAAUGCAUUGACAGUUCAAGAAUUAACAACAACAACAAAAAAAGGUGGGGGGGAGGUUGGAGUCAUCAGUGAAUGCAAAGGACAUUAUUCCAAGGUGCCUGGGAGGAGAAGAAACAAUAAGAUGAUCAAUGAUGUUCUGAAGAAGAAGAAAAAUUAGGUUAUACUUCUCAAUAUGGAUUACAAUUUGUAAUGUGCUUCAGAAUUUCAGGAUGAGACCUGGACUAAAAAAACCCUCUAGGUUUCCAAUUUAUUAUAUAACAAUGGGUCUCAGGAGGACAGCAGAGUGUCUGUGAUAUAUUUGGCUUGAUGCUGCUGGGUCCUGGAGCUCUGUAUUCUAACUCACAUGAGGCUGCUAUUAACAUCUUAUUGCCAAUUAUAGGAUGGUGUCUUCUUCCCUAGACAUGACCGGUUGAUGAAUCUUAGAGAAGAAUCCUUUUAAAGAGAUUCUUGUACCUGUAGGUGGAUUAUGGAUGCCAAAAAAGACUUCAGCAAUAGUGAAGAGAUUGAUAUAAGUGUGAAGCCUAGUACUUUGGGAUGUUAUGUAACUCAGGGUUUGAUGCAGCUCUAUAAGACCCAAAAGUUUUGUGAUGCCAUCCUGGUAGCCGAAGGCAAGCAUUUCCCAUGUCACAGGGCAUUGUUGGCUUCGUUCAGUCCAUACUUCCGUGCUAUGUUCACCAGGCCCUUUAGAGAAUGCUGGGAAAGGCAGGUUGUAUUUGAAGACAUGGCCUCAUCCAUCCUUCAGAUAAUCUUAGAUUAUCUCUACACAGGACGAUUACUACUUACAGCAGAGAUUGCACAAGAUCUUUUCACAGCAGCCAACAGGCUUGUCAUCCUCCCACUGCAGGACAUUAUUGGCAGGUUCCUAGCUGACAGCAUUUCUAUGGACAGUUGCCUAGAGAUUUAUGCUCUGGCCUAUGCUCAUAAUCACCAUACUUUGCUCCGUGUAGCCUCACGCCACAUCACCUUGAACUUUGAGCCUCUUUCUGAACAUGAGUCCUUUCCAGGCUUAGAUCUCAGUACAGUAAGCAGCAUUGUCUCAUCAGACCAACUUCUUGUUUCUUCUGAGCUAGCAGUCUACCAUGCUGUGCAGAACUGGGUCAGAUCUCAACCGGCUGAGCACUUCUCACUCAUCAAGAAGCUGAUGGAACAAGUUCGACUUCCACUUUUAACUUCUGAGGAGAUCACAAGAGUCCAGAAGGAUAUUAUUGCAGAAUAUGGGCAUGCCCAUUUACAGUGGGAGCAACUGGAUGGAGUAGGAAGGUUGCUGAAGAGUGGAGGUCUCAGGCAUGGCAUGUAUGAUGACUGGAUUGUGAGUCUGGGUCUCUUUGUAAGCAACAUGCAAGGAGGAGUAGUAGAACGUUUGAAAACUCAUUUCCUGGGGUUCAAUCUACAGACAGAAAGUUGGGAGGAGAUACCACCCUUGAUGUAUCUGGAUUCCUCUGGCUUCUUGUCUGUAGGGCACAAGCUUUACGUAUCUGGAGGACAAAGGCUUAAUGGUUCUGUUUUAUGCAAUCUGCAUGAGUUUGAUGCUCUUACUGGAAGAUGGAUGCAGCUACCUUCCAUGUCUGUACCUCGACGAGAACAUGGUUUUCUAGCAUGCAAACAGAAACUAUAUGCUUUGGGAGGCCGGAGUGGCCGAAGUGUGCUUGAUUCUGCAGAAAGCUUUGACUUAGAAAAGAAGAUCUGGUCUCCCAUUGCCAGUCUACCCUUUGCAGUGAGUCAUUUUGCCUCUGCUUCACUAAACAAAAAGCUCUACUUAAUUGGAGGGUUCUCUCAUACAAGAGCAAAUGGACUUGCCCACCGGGGCAUCCUGAUUUACAAUACAAGCUUAAAUGUGUGGAAUCAGAUGCCAUUAGCUUUUCAGUGUUACAAAUCAACUGCAGUGGCAAUGGACAAUGGCAUCUUUGUCAUUGGCGGACUUGUUGAAGAGAGCAGUCGACGUGAAACUCCUGGCACUGUAAUCAGAGCUCUGAUUUCUGGCACCCAUAAAUGUUUUUUCCUGAGCAAGGAUGGCACAGUGAGCCAAGAUGUGGCCAUCCCAGACCUUCCUAUAUUGGUCUUGCCACCUUGUGCUGUGCAGUGGCGGAGAAGAAUCCAUGUGCUGGUAGGCAAUACAAUUUACCAGUGGAAACCUGGAGAGCCACACUGGACAAGGAGUCGGAAAAGUGCUCCCAAUACAAGAGUGACGUUUCUAACUGUGGUUAAUGGAGUGACUCUGAAGGUGCCAAAGAAGACUCUGCAGCCCCUUUUACGGGAAGCCUCAGCAGCUCUGACAGCCCUUUGGGUAGCUGACAAUUAGGAGCCUUUUUGGGACUUUCAAAAUCUUAAGCCGUUUUUUCAGUAUCUUAGAGUCAUCUUCUGCCCUGAAUGGAGAAGUCCACCAUAUCAAGCUGCUAGCCUUGAUAUUACAAGGGCAGAUUUCUUUAGAAGCAGGAUUCAGUUACACUGAAGCACUUGAGAAGGAGCUCUCUGGCCCAGAGGAGUGGACUGCUGCUGAAUAAACUCCAUUCCUACUUUCAACUCA